AUGCGGGAGCCACUCUCUCCACAGGAGCUUCGCGAUGGUUUGCCCGGCGCUGGAGGCGUGCUGCUGGUGCUGGAGGUUCUUCGGCUACUGAGGGUACUGCUGUCGAGGGUCACAGAGGUGCUCGUACUGGGAGUACUGCAGCUGCUGGGCCUGCGGGUUCGACUGGAGCUGGUGCUGCUGAGGGUGUUGGAGCUGAGACUACUACUGGCGGUCCUGCUGCGAGUACUCCUGGUACUACUCGAGGUUCUGGCGCUACUGGAGGUGCAGCUGGAGCGGGUGCUCCUGCUGGGGGUGCUGGUGCUGUACCUGCUGUGUCUGGUGCGCUGCGCGGCCUCGACACCUGCGUCUCGCCCUGCGUCGCCUGUCCGUGCUGCUCGCGCUAGUGAUCGUGGUUCGCGUCAGCGUCCUCCUCCUGUCCCUGGCACGCACCGGAUGUCUCUGCGUCCCUCCACUGCUCCUCUACGUGCCCCUUUGCCUUGUCCUCCUGCGUCCUCUCUUCCUGCUUUUGCCGACCCGGAGUCGGACUCUCUUCCAGUCCUACUGGGUGAGUGUGCCCUUGGCACGGACGUCCUUGAGGACAGGCAGGAGGAGUUCCAGUGCUUGGCAGCUGCUUCACCUCAUCUCGUGUCCGUACUACUUACCCCUGAGGGAGACCCGGAUGCACUUGACAUCCCGACUCCGCGCUCUUACGCGGAGGCGAUAGAGGGUCCCUACUCCUCUCAGUGGCAGGCAGCUAUGGACGCAGAGAUGGCUUCCUCGAAGUCCACAGGCACCUACGUUGACGAGGUUCCCCCGCCUGGGGCGAACAUCGUCUGUGGUAUGUGGAUUUUCUAG
Messenger RNA from Closterium sp. NIES-65, 834 nucleotides. Lineage: Eukaryota; Viridiplantae; Streptophyta; Zygnematophyceae; Desmidiales; Closteriaceae. The record is from the annotation of a GenBank genome assembly.